This is a messenger RNA of Teleopsis dalmanni, 1701 nucleotides long. Its product is annotated as ubiquitin-conjugating enzyme E2 R2-like. Bases 135 to 899 code for a protein of 254 amino acids. The record is from RefSeq and is a predicted model, not a curated record. Gene Ontology annotation, molecular function: ubiquitin conjugating enzyme activity. Gene Ontology annotation, biological process: protein polyubiquitination; ubiquitin-dependent protein catabolic process. The transcript has 3 exons. Lineage: Eukaryota; Metazoa; Arthropoda; Insecta; Diptera; Diopsidae.
AUUUUGUAUGUUUAAAACAAAAACAUUACAAUAUUUUCUUUCACGAGGAAAAAGGUUACUCAACUGAUUUCAAUAUAUAGCUUCAUUUGGUUUGUUAAGGUUGUAAAUGAAUACAUUUGUUUUGUUUAUAAGAUAUGUCUGCCAAUUCAGCUUCAACAUCUAGCUCAAGACCAAGUACUUCUGCUGUUCGUGCUUUAUCCUUAGAGUAUAAAUCUUUACAAGAAGAACCUGUAGAAGGAUUUCGCGUGAAAUUAUUAAAUGAGGACAAUCUCUUUGAAUGGGAAGUAGCAAUAUUUGGACCACCAGAUACAUUAUAUCAAGGAGGUUAUUUCAAAGCACAUAUGAAAUUCCCUCAUGAUUAUCCAUAUUCACCGCCUUCUAUUAGAUUUUUGACAAAGGUUUGGCAUCCGAACGUAUAUGAAAACGGCGACCUCUGCAUAUCAAUAUUGCAUCCCCCUGUUGAUGAUCCUCAAAGUGGGGAACUUCCUUGUGAACGGUGGAAUCCGACGCAAAAUGUGCGAACAAUCCUUUUAUCUGUAAUAUCAUUACUCAAUGAGCCUAACACUUACUCUCCAGCAAAUGUGGAUGCUUCAGUUAUGUAUAGGAGAUGGCGUGACUCUCAGGGUACAGAUAAUGAAUAUCCAAACAUUAUUCGGAAACAAGCCCUAGCUGCAAAUGCAGAAGCUAAGAAGGAAGGCAUCAUUGUUCCAAUGACAUUAGAAGAUUAUUGUAUUAAACCUGUCCUUAAGCCUAUAUCGGAACCUUUAUUGGACGCAAAUUUUUAUGACUUCGAAGAUGACUUAAGAUUUGAUGAUGUUGAAGAUGAAAGCGAAGACGAUGAAAAUGAAGAAUAUAAUGAAAUGGAUGAUCUCAAAAAUAGUAAAAACGAAAAUUCAUAAUUAUGAAAUAUUAAAUUAGACACAUUUGCUACAGUCCCUCUUUUACAUAUUAAAAAUUUCAAUUUCAACGAUAAUUAUGUAUAUAAAAUAUACAUAUUUUAAAAUUCUGAAUAGGAGUAAAUUAUAUUUAUAGUUUGAUCGGUGCUUAAAAAUUGUCUUUGUAAGAAAAUUAGUAAGUACGUAUGCAGAAACUUACAAGGAAAUCCAUGUUGCUCACAUUAUUUUUUGAAUUAUACCUUUGCAAAAUUGUUUGUGAUUAAGCGAUACAAUGUUAUGAAAAUAAGUUAAAAAUAAUAUAGAAUAUAGUAGAGAGUAGAAAUCCUCUCGAAAUAAUUGUGCAUUCUUUGGAUUUUCAUUAAAAAAUACUAUUUUUUAUACCAUCUUCUGGAAUCAUAUUUUUCUUAUUUACAAUUAAAAAAAUCACAAUUGAUUUAUUCACAAGAUCGACAUUUUGGUUUCAAAAUGUACAACCAUUGUGUCGAAUAUGUAUAUGACUCAUGAUGUUAUAACUUCAGUGUCAUAUUGUAUUGCAUGAUAACAUUUAACAUAAAUAUAUGACAAGUAUGUUUUUAAUCUGCAUAUUUUUGAGUUUGGCAAUUGAUUUUUUAUUACAUUUUUAUAAAUACAGCUGUUUUAUCGUAAAAGCGUACAUUGGUCAGCUGAUAAUUACCUGAACUUGCAUAUAAUAUGAAAAAAACCUGUUAAAUGCGACCGUUCACAACUUCAUUAUAUGUAGGCUUGUAUUAAAUUUUGAUUCCAAAUGAUUUUCGCAUUUCUAAUAAAAUUAAAUUUUCAAAAAGUU